AUGGCCGAUCUACCUUUGCAAAUAUCUUUUAUGAUUAUAUUAGCACAAGUAGUAGCUGAUCUCUCAUGCAGUGGCAAAGGUUUGGCCAAGAAAAUAUUCACCUCUAAGAAAAAGAAGGGAAGCACAUCCAAGAGAAGGAGAACUGGUGAUGAGGAGGAGGAUUGGAACCCAAAUCCAAAUGCGGAUGUGGAAGAAGAUGAUGAAGGUGAUGAUGAGGAGAUGGAUGUAUCUGGAUACACUAGGGCUAUCAGGCCAUGGAACUUUGACUCUUGUGAGACAUUGAGAAGGCCAUAUCAGUAUGCAUUGAACAAUGAUGCUGACUUGCCAUACUUCUAUACCAAGUGGAUGACUGGCAAGAGAAGGUAUUCUGCUACCUUUGAUGAGUUUGCUAUAGCAAAUGAGUUAGACAAUGGUUUCUUUGCAAACUCUAUUGAUCUUGAUGAGGAAGACCCAUUGCCCAUAGAGCAAAGAAGGCAGUUUUAUGAGCCUAAGCGCACUAAGAUACAAUUCAGAAUUGGUGGCCUAAAAGGGUUGAGACAUCAUCUAGGAGUGAUCAACAAAAUUGCUAGAGUGACGUUCAUGCCAGAAGGAGGAGCCAGAGGUGUAAUCAGGGAUGAGUAUUAG
Miscanthus lutarioriparius is the source of this 624-nucleotide messenger RNA. NCBI's taxonomy places the organism in Eukaryota, Viridiplantae, Streptophyta, Magnoliopsida, Poales, Poaceae. The record is from the annotation of a GenBank genome assembly.